Molecule: messenger RNA, 840 nt
Organism: Metarhizium acridum CQMa 102
Lineage: Eukaryota; Fungi; Ascomycota; Sordariomycetes; Hypocreales; Clavicipitaceae
Product: putative secondary metabolism biosynthetic enzyme
Molecular function (GO): oxidoreductase activity
Source: RefSeq, a predicted model, not a curated record
AUGGGUCGUCUUGCUGGUAAAAACGCCGUCAUUACCGGUGCCGCUGGUGGCAUCGGCCUCGAAACCACCAUCCUCUUCGCCAAAGAAGGUGCCAACGUACUCAUGGCCGACAUUUCUGAGCCCGCUCUGGAAAAGGCCCUGGCCAAGGUCAAGCAGCUCGUUCCCUCUGCCAAGGUUGAAACAAAGAAAUGUGACGUCUCCAAAGAAUCCGAUGUUCAAGCCCUCGUCGAAUCCGUCGACCCCUGGGGCGGCCUCGACAUCAUCUUCAACAACGCCGGCAUCAUGCACGCCAAGGACGACGACGCCGUCAACACCCCCGAAGAGAUCUGGGACCUCACGCAAAACAUCAAUGUCAAGGGCGUGUGGUUCGGCUGCAAGCACGCCGUGCUCUCGCUGCGCCGCCACAAAAAGACCAAGGGCAGCAUCAUCAACACCGCCUCCGUCGUGGCCCUCGUCGGCGCCGCCACGCCCCAGCUCGCCUACACUGCGUCCAAGGGCGCCGUGCUGGCCUUGACGCGCGAGCUGGCCAUGGUCCACGCCCGCGAGGGCUUCAGGUUCAACAGCCUGUGCCCCGCGCCGCUCAACACCCCGCUGCUGCAGGACUGGCUCGGCGAUGACCAGGCCAAGCGUCACCGUCGCGAGGUGCACUUCCCCACGGGUCGCUUCGGCGAGGCUGUCGAGCAGGCCCAUGCCGUCGUGUUCCUGGCCAGUGACGAGGCUAGCUUUGUGAAUGGCCAUGACUUUGUCGUUGACGGCGGCAUGACCAAGGCCUAUGUUACCCCGGAGGGUCCUGCUGCUGCCGCGCCCCAAAACAAUGCUUCCAAGAACUCGUUGGAGUAA